AUGUCGACAACUGCGAACGACGCCGAUCGUAUCACCCAAUUCAAAAACAAGGGAAAAGAUACCAACGUAAGUUGAUAUAGCUUCCGCUGCCUUAUCUUGAUUGAUUAGCCAGCCAUGAACACCUAGUUUACAGUGUUGCCAUUUGUCUAGCACCAUGCAACUUGACGUUGUUCAUCUGCAGGAAUUGAGGCGCAGGAGAGUCGAGGUCAACGUCGAACUUCGAAAGGCAAAGAAAGAUGACCAGCUUCUCAAAAGAAGGAACGUCAGUAUCUGCCCAGAUGAGCCUACAUCUCCACUCCAAGAGAAGGACCAAAAUGCACAGGUAUUUUGUAUCCAUACUGUAACUACCCUUAUUGGAAACUCAAACAGGCAAUGGCAAACUUUUGAUUAUGACAGUGUACAGGCCAUCAACAAAGGGUGAGCAACCUAAAGAUGUCCCUCAUCCCAAUAGAUUGAUUUGUUGCCUUGCUGUCCUGUACUCUGGUCUAUCAGAAGGCUGUUAGCUACGUCUAUAAUCUUAUAAUCUGUCAAUUUGUUCCAUUGACACAUGCAGACGCUCCACAGAUACCAUGCAAGGUCAUGUAAUUAAUGUGUAAUCCUGCCUUGUUUCCAUAGCCUGCACAGCACUGGACGGUUGAGGAGAUUGUGGCUGGUGUAAAUAGCCAAAGCCUAGAUCAUCAGGUGCAGGCUACCCAGGCAGCCAGGUAAAUCACUAAGCGUUUCAUUGGAAACCCGUUUUGGGUAAUCACUGUUUCUGUUCUGACUGUUGGCUUUGUCUGUCCCUAACCAUAACAUUUGACCUGGCUUUCUUCCCCCACAGGAAGCUGCUGUCCAGAGAGAGGCACCCUCCAAUUGAUCGUAUCAUCGGUGCUGGGCUGAUAUCAAACUUUGUCAGCUUCCUGAGCCUGGCAGAGUGUCCUCCCAUACAGUUCGAGGCGGCCUGGGCCCUGACCAACAUCGCCUCUGGCACCUCGGACCAAACCACCGCAGUGGUGGACGGGGGAGCCAUCCCGGCCUUCAUUAGCCUGGUGAUGUCCCCGCACCCCCACAUCAGUGAGCAGGCAGUCUGGGCCCUGGGCAACAUCGCUGGUAAGAGAAGGCACACUUUUACCCUGUAUCGAGAGCGACUAUGGCUUGACUGUUGCCAUUGAUAGUGCAGAAACAGUGCGCUGAAAGCUUUUCCCGUGUUUGUUGGAAUAACUGAUCCUGUCAACCUGUCUUUCACGUCUGCAAAUCUUUAGUGUGAAACUUCAUUCUUAUUUUGCACAAUUUUUAUUGGUAUUUCUCUUUUGAAAAUACUACUACUUGAACAUAUGGUAGUUCAGUAAACCUUUUGCAAUAAGCCUCCUUACUCUGUCUGUGUGGGGUUGUAUGCCAGGUCAACAGGCUUCUGACUGACCACAGUUUUGACAUGGCCUGAUUCCUCCCCUUUCCUCAGGUGAUGGCUCCGCCUACAGGGACUUGGUCAUCAAACAUGGCGCCAUUGAGCCCCUACUGACUCUGCUGGCCGCUCCUGAGCUGUCUGUGUUCUCUGUAAGUUUUUUAUGUGUUAUGAGGAAGAGCUCUGGGUUGUUGUGGAAUUUGUUAGCAAGUGCUGCAGGAAAUUCCACUCGUUUAUCAGCUAUUUUUCGUUGGUGGUUCUUGUAAAGUAGGAAUGUGGUUGAUUUGUCGUGCUAUGUACAGUUGACUAUUUAGCUUUCUCAUCUUCAUCUUGGCCCAUUACCUCAAUUUGCUGCAUCCAUAAAUCUAAAUAUAGAGGUGUGUGUGUGUGUAUAUAUUGAUCUCUAACGACGUCUCCCUCCUUCCAGUCUGGUUACCUGAGGAACGUGACCUGGACCCUGUCCAACCUGUGUCGUAACAAGAACCCUGCUCCGCCAUUGGCGGCCGUGCAGCAGCUGCUGCCCACGCUGGUGCGCCUGCUCCACCACGACGACAAGGAGGUGCUGGCCGACACCUGCUGGGCCGUAUCCUACCUGACGGACGGCCCUAACGAGCGCAUCGAGGUGGUGGUGGUGCAGGCCGGCCUGGUGCCCCGCCUUGUCCAGCUGCUCGGCUCCGGGGAGCUCACCAUCGUGGUACGUCCCUUCACCGCG
Messenger RNA from Coregonus sp. 'balchen', 2093 nucleotides. The record is from the annotation of a GenBank genome assembly. NCBI's taxonomy places the organism in Eukaryota, Metazoa, Chordata, Actinopteri, Salmoniformes, Salmonidae.